CUAUAUCCAACCAAAAAAACGAUGUCCAUCCCCACAGAGAAGCCUGCUGGGCCGAGCGCAUUCACACCGUACCUCGAUGCUGUCGCCAACGUCUUCCACCCCGUUUCCGGCCCUGUCUUGAACACUUAUGCCAAAUUCCACGGCUGGAAGGAGAAUAUGGGUUUGGUCCAGCCCGGUACCGUGGAAAACUUGACCAGGGAUGCGCAGCAGGUGCAACUCGCCAACUGGAUGUUUGACGGUGCCAGAGCAGAUGUGGCUAAGGUCAUUUCUGGUAAUCCCGCCUUCCAGUUGACACAUUCCUUCUCUCUCGGAUCCACCACCCGGCCCGCUGCUUACAAUUUUGGUGUCAUCUUUGCUAAUGCCAAGACCUUCUUACAAGGUGGUCUUGACGGUAGCGGCUCUUUGACCAUGCGUGCCAACCAAACUUGGUCCGCCCGAGACCUCUCCAAGAUCCAGGCUCAGGUUACCGACAAACCCGGCCACACCAUGGUUCAGUUCGAACAUGACCACAUUGGAGACCACUACACCUUCUCCUGGAAAUCCAUCAACCCCAACCUCCUUGACUUUACCGGUAUCCACAUGGCUUCCCUCCUUCACUCCGUCUCUCCCCGACUUUCCCUUGGUUUCGAGACUGUGAUCCAAUAUCCCGAACCCGCCAUCCUCCAGACCGCAACCUCUUACGUCGCCAAGCUGACCUCCUUGCCCAACCCCGUUGCAGCCCUUACCCCUACCACCCCUGGCCUUCCUUCCCCCUUCGUCCCCAGCUGGAUAGCUACCGGCCAUCUCCAACCUGAUGGCAACGUCCAAGCUACUUAUUACCAGAAGCUUUCCGACAAGGUUGACGUUGCCCUUGACUUCCAGACCAUCCUCCGACCGCAGUCCAUGUUGGGCCCUGCCAAGAGGGAGGCUCUGACAACUUUGGCUGCCAAGUACGACUUCAGAAUGGCUACUUUCAGGGGACAGAUUGACAGCGCGGGCAAAGUUGGCAUGUACCUCGAACAGAGGUUCACUCCUGCUUUCGCCUUCCUUGUUGCCGGAGAGAUUGACCACGCCAAAAACGCCUCCAAGUUUGGUGUUGGCAUUAUGAUUGAGUCCUCUACGAUGACCCAGGAGGAGAUGAUUGCCGCCGGCAUGUUGACCCCUGUGUAAAUUGUUAGAGGUUCAGGCUCGAGUGUGAUGAGACGGAGGACGUCUAGGGAAUGCGGUGGUAUGACAGCUAAAUCUGUUGAAGGGUUUUGAAGGACGUAGCAUGUGAGGAGAGAAAGAAGGAUAAUGAAAUAGGAGGGUAAUGAGCGGGUGAUAAUGGUUGUGUUUCUUAGCUCUGGUGAAAAUUGUGAAAUCUAUUAGAGGAGAGGAGAGAGUGAGGAAGCCGCGAAAUCAGUUCAAUUUUUGAUUAACAGUUUGGGCUUUUACACAUUACCUGUAUCAACGCACGCAUGGAUCACCUUUCAAGGAUCGUGAUUUGUACUUGAUAGAAGGAUUCUGGAGAAAGCUGGCAGUGAUGACAUGAUGACAUGAUGAGC
Messenger RNA from Cryptococcus deneoformans JEC21, 1523 nucleotides. Its product is annotated as mitochondrial import receptor subunit tom40, putative. The record is from RefSeq and is a predicted model, not a curated record. The transcript is spliced from 4 exons. Gene Ontology annotation, molecular function: transmembrane protein transporter activity. Gene Ontology annotation, cellular component: mitochondrial outer membrane translocase complex; mitochondrial outer membrane. The coding region runs from base 22 to 1149 and encodes 375 amino acids. NCBI's taxonomy places the organism in Eukaryota, Fungi, Basidiomycota, Tremellomycetes, Tremellales, Cryptococcaceae. Gene Ontology annotation, biological process: protein import into mitochondrial matrix.